AUGGACAAUAUUGUCAAUAGUUAUGAUAUAAACAAUAACAGACUAUUUUAUUUAUUAAUAAAAAACAAAACUAUAUUUAAAAUUAUUUUAAAAUUUUUAAAAUUACUGAAUUUCAAAAAUUUAUUAAAAAAAUAUUAUGAUCAAUAUUCAAAUUUUUAUUGGUGCAAUGAUAAAUAUUUCACAAGUUCAAUUAUUAUAAAAACUGAUUAUAAGGAUAUAGCAGAGCUUCCAAGGUUUUUAGAGUGUUUGCCAGAGAAUGUUUCUAGUUUAUCUUUUGAUUCCGGAAUUGUAGAAAUUAAUGUAAAAGAACUAAAUAUACCAGAAACAUUAAAACAUCUGGAUCUAGACAAGAUAUGUAUUGUUACAGAUGGAUUUUCAGAUGUUCAAGAAGAGGUACAAGAGAUUGAGAAGUAUGCAAAGGUUUUCAACAGUUUAAAAAAGUUUAAAAUACCAGGCAAUAUUAAAAUUAAAGCGUUACCAUCAUUUCAAUCAUUGACAUCACUUGAUGUGGGUAAUACUUUUUCAAAAAAGCUAGAGGCCAGCUAUCUACCACCAAAUUUGGAGAGCCUAAGACUUGGUAAAGCGUAUUUGCAUAAGAUCGAAAAGGGGGUCUUACCAGGAUCACUAAAAUCAUUGAUAAUAGCAUCUAACUAUGACCACCCAGCCAUGGAGUUACCCGAAAACCUGAAGAUUCUCCACUUUGAAAAGGGUUCUAAAAAUAUCUCAGUAUCAAUAUUAAAAUGUGUUCCAAACAGUGUUACAAAUCUCUAUUUAUGUGGAGAUUUCAAAGAGCCGGUGGAGUCAUUUUCAAAUAUUUUACCAGAAUCAUUGAAGAGAUUAAAAGCUCUAAUCCUAGUCAACAAAAAUUGCUUCAAAUCAAAGUCAAAAAUUUUAAGUCUUUUUAAUCCACCUAUUGUUAAUUAUGUUCAAGGCUUUCCUAUUGGUUUGGUAUAUCUAGAUUUGUUCUCUGCCAAUAGUAUUAUUGGUUUUCAAAAUCUAAAUCCAAACUAUUUCCCUCAAACUUUAAAAACCCUCAAAAUUGGUGAUUUUUUUAUGGACCAAUUUAAAAAAGGUUGUGGUUUACCAGCAAGUCUCACAAGUAUCGAAGGCCCAUUAAAAAUAGUAGCAUAUCCAUUUAACAAUCCAGGAAACAUUGAAACUUUAAAGCUCCAUUUCCAUUUGCUUUUUGUAGAGGGUUCUUUUUUAUCUAAUAAAUUUCCAAAUGUGAAAUCAAUGAAAACUUAUUGUUAUAUGGACUCUCAAUUUAAAUUCAAUCCACCAGAGACUAUAAAUAAUUUAGAAAUGAUAUCAUAUUCAACCAAUAUAUCCAAUAAUAAUAUAAUUAAUUUUGCUCCAAAUAAUAAUAUUAAAUCAUUAAAGUUAGAAAGUAUUCAAACCUAUUCCAUUAUAAAAGAGAUUUCUCUUGACAAAUCAAUAUGCCCAUUUCCUUCAACUUGUUUAUUACUAGAUUUGGAUUUCAACAAUUCAAUUUACACUUCUGAAAAUCCAACUACAAUUUCAACAGAGAAUUUACCAGAGUCACUCAAAGUAUUGGUUCUUAGAGGCACUUUUACACCAAAACCUUUACCACCUUUCAACAAUAACUUGGAAUGUAUUUUUAUUUCAGAUCAAAACAAAUCAAUUUUGAACGAUACAGUUUUAAUGAAUGAAAUUUCCAAAUUCAUUAUAACAUACAAUGACAUUGAAGAUAGAAAAACAAAUAAAUAUUCAAAUUCAGUAUUAUAUCGAAAAUUAAAAAAAUAUAUAAAUAAUGUUAAAUAA
Molecule: messenger RNA, 1782 nt
Organism: Dictyostelium purpureum
Lineage: Eukaryota; Evosea; Eumycetozoa; Dictyosteliales; Dictyosteliaceae
Exons: 1
Coding region: 1-1782 (593 amino acids)
Source: RefSeq, a predicted model, not a curated record